Molecule: messenger RNA, 5263 nt
Organism: Xenopus laevis (African clawed frog)
Lineage: Eukaryota; Metazoa; Chordata; Amphibia; Anura; Pipidae
Gene: clgn.S
Product: calmegin S homeolog
Exons: 16
Coding region: 333-2156 (607 amino acids)
Biological process (GO): protein folding; ERAD pathway
Cellular component (GO): endoplasmic reticulum membrane; endoplasmic reticulum
Molecular function (GO): calcium ion binding
Source: RefSeq, a predicted model, not a curated record
CUCUCACACAGGGAGCCCCUCCUCCCACACACAGACAGCCCCACCCCCAACAAUCCACAGCGGAGAAGCAGGAUUAAUCCAUCUGGCUGGGAACUCAAACACAGAACCCUCAUCCUGCCAAACACUUAUUUACUAGAGAUACGGCAAAUCUGCGCUCUCAUCUCCUCCUCCAGGCUCCACACAGCAAUAUUUGGCUGAAAAUCAACCAGAUAUAUCAGACAUGUUUAAAAAUCCAGUUCCUAGAGAGGUCAAUGGCCUGUGAUGGUGCCCAUUAUAAUCUGAUUGUUGCCUCGAGGGCUAAAUGAGGAGCCAGAUGAUUGGAUCUGCCUGAUAUGGCCCAGGAUUGGACAAAGCACAUAUUUGGAAUGAUGCCUCGAUGGAGAUGGCUGUGUUUGGCAGCUUUGCUUAUGGCAAUAACAGCAGCUGAAGCCCAUAGUGAACAAGAUGAGGAUUCGGAGGAUGUUUUGGAUGAUACAGAAGACUUCAGGGAAGAACCCAAAACAUUUUUGCAGGUUGAAUACAAGACUCCAGUUCCUACAGGUGACGUCUAUUUUGCAGAAACCUUUGAUGACGGCACACUUAAUGGUUGGGUGCUUUCUAAAACAGUGAAGGAAGAAUUUGAUGGAGAAAUAGCUAAAUAUGAUGGCAAGUGGGAAGUGGAAGAGUUGAAAGAAAACAAAGUUCCAGGUGACAUGGGACUUGUACUGAAGUCUACAGCAAGACAUCAUGCUAUUUCCUCUAAGCUGAAGAAACCUUUUACUUUUGACAAGCCUCUGAUUGUACAGUAUGAGAUCAAUUUCCAAGAUGGCAUUGAUUGCGGUGGUGCAUAUAUCAAACUUCUGUCUGAGUCAAACCAUUUGAAUCUGGAUGAGUUCCAUGACAGAACACCCUAUACUAUCAUGUUUGGGCCAGACAAAUGUGGAGAAGACUAUAAAGUGCAUUUUAUUUUCAGGCAUAAAAAUCCUGUGAUUGGAGACUAUGAUGAGAAACAUGCAAAACGUCCUGAGGCUGAUCUAAAGAAAUACUUCACUGACAAAAAGACUCAUCUGUACACUCUGAUCGUAAAACCAGAUAACACCUAUGAAAUUUUAAUUGACCAAACGGUUGUGGGCCAAGGAAGUCUAACAGAAGAUGUUAUCCCUCCACUGAAUCCGCCAAAAGAAAUAGAUGAUCCCAAAGACAAAAAGCCAAAAGAGUGGGAUGAAAGAGCCAAAAUACCAGAUCCCAAUGCAGUCAAACCAGAUGACUGGGAUGAAGGAGGGCCUGAAGAAAUAGAAGAUGUAAAUGCUGUUAAACCCGAAGGAUGGCUGGACAAUGAGCCUCACUUUAUUUUGGAUAUGAAUGCAAAGAAGCCAAGUGACUGGAAUGCUGGAAUGGAUGGGGAGUGGGAACCCCUCUACCUUCCCAAUCCCAAAUGUGAAACGGCUCCUGGGUGUGGUGUUUGGAAGCAUCCCAUAAUAAAAAAUCCAGAUUAUAAAGGCAAAUGGAAGCCUCCUUUGAUUGAAAACCCCAAUUACCAGGGUAUCUGGAAGCCUCAUAAAAUCAAAAAUCCACAUUACUUUGAGGACCUUAAUCCAUUCAAAAUGACACCGUUCAGUGCUGUUGGCUUGGAGCUGUGGUCAAUGACAUCUGACAUUUAUUUUGACAACUUUAUCAUCUGCUCAGACAAAGAAGUGGCUGACCGCUGGGCCUCUGACAGCUGGGGCCUGAAGAAGCUGGUAGCUAGUGCUAAUGAGCCAAGUAUGUUGAGCCAGCUCCUGAGUGCUGCUGAGGAGAGGCCUUGGCUGUGGGUUCUGUACAUUCUAACAGCUGCUCUGCCUGUGGGACUUCUGGUGUUGUUCUGUUGGCCCAGAAAGAAAACAGAAGAAAAGGAAGAAGACUUUGAUUUUAAACUGAGUGAUUCAUGUGAUGAAAACUAUUUGGAGCUACAGUCAAAUGCAAAGGAAGAGGUUGAGGACGGCAAUGAGGCUGGGAAUGAGGAAUAUGAAAAUAGCGAAGAUGAAGGUAAUGAAGAGGACGCGAGUGUAGAAGAAGAGGAGGUUACUGCAGCAAACCAGUCUUUGACAGAUGAUGAGAUAAAAGAAUCAGAUGAAAGCACAGGGUCAGGCGAAGAAGUGAAGAAGUCUCUCCGCAAAAGACGAGUACGAAAAGAUUAACAUCUCCACAUCCCUCUCAUUUUUUAAUAUAGCGAUAUCCCCCUGAUGUUCUCCAAAGGCUUCAAGUCAAAUCUCUUUUUAUACCUGGUAUCUUAUGCACCCCAUUUAGACCUGAUAUCUUGCACCCCAUUUAGACCUGAUAUCUUUCACCCCAUUUAGACCUGAUAUCUUGCACCCCAUUUAGACCUGAUAUCUUGCACCCCAUUUAGACCUGAUAUCUUGCACCCCAUUUAGACCUGAUAUCUUGCACCCCAUUUAGACCUGAUAUCUUGCACCCCAUUUAGACCUGAUAUCUUGCACCCCAUUUAGACCUGAUAUCUUGCAUCCCAUUUAUACCUGAUAUCUUGCACCCCAUUUAGACCUGAUAUCUUGCACCCCAUUUAGACCUGAUAUCUUGCACCCCAUUUAACCAGCUUCUUCCAUCAUGUCUAACCAGAGAAAGAACAAAUAUGGAAUUGAUACAGAUGUCUAUCUCUACAGAGCCAACUGCAUAUAAUAUACAUUGGAAACACAUGUAAGGUUGUUUCUAGUGAAAAAAACCCCACAAAUCAUUAGACUUUAUGUCAGUUUUAUAUAGAUAUCCACUUAUUACAAUUAUUCGUUUUCCUGCAACUUGAUCAAAUAAUCUGAACUGUGGAGGCCAGCUAUUUAUAUUUAUAUAUAUAUAUAUAUAUAUAUAUAUAUAUAUAUAUAUAUAUAUAUAUAUAUAUAUAUAUAUAUAUAUAUAUAUAUAUAUAUUAUGGAAAGGCCGUCUCCCAUAGACAAAUUUUUAAAAAUGAUUUCCUUUUUCUCUGUAAUAAUAAAACAGUAACUUGUACUUGAUCCAAACUAAGAUAUAAUUAAUCCUUAUUGUAAGCAAAACCAUUAUUUUCUUUAGACUUUAUAAAUCCAAAUUUAAUCCAAAUUAUGGAAUAAUCCAUUAUCCAGAAAGGUCCAGAUCCCGAACAUUCUGGAUAACAGGUUUCAUACCUGUAUAUACUGUAUAUAUGUAUAUAUUUCUGCCUAUUUGGAGACCUUUACUUUGGUUCCACAACUGCUCCAGACUUCUGAUAUGUACCACCCUACUUUUUAUUUUACAUGAAGGACGGCAGUCAUUGCUUCAUGUUUCUCUGCAGGAGGUGCAGUGUAUGUAAAGGUUGGACAGGUUCUAUAGUCAGGAGCUGCCUCGGGUGUACAUAGGGCACUCUCACAUUUAAACACAUCUAUUAAUAACUGUUUGCACUCUGACUUUAUUUAAGGGAACCUUGCAUACAAGUAUCUCACUUGAGGUUGGCAGGGGAAUUAGUACUUCUCUUGGCUGCCAGUUAAAGUACACCUAGGCUAUUGUUGGUAUGUGUGGGGGUUAAUGCAGCACUCAAAAAUAUACAUGGUCAGCUCCCUACCUUGUAAUUGUUUUGCACAGUCCAUUUCCUAUAUUUUCCUAUGUUUUAUUUCUGUUCUACAUGAGGAAUCCUGAAUAUGCAACUUGUCACUCUAUGGGGCAAUUUAUUAAAGGGUGAACAGGCACAGCCCACCAGAGAACGCCACUGUUCAAUUCUCUUGUAUAUAUCGGAUAUUUUGAGUUCUCCUCUGUCACAGUCUGUUCAGCUUUGACUGAUACACCCCUUUUUAUUACUGAACUAGAACGUUCAUCAGCUAAGCCUUUUCUCUUUGGGACUAGUGGCCAAGGCAGUGGCUUAACAGCUGGAGAGCCACAGGUUGUAGUGCCUUAUAAUAAGGAUUUUACAUACACCUUGUGUAGAAGUGUAUUUCUGAGCAGUAAAACAAACCCACUUUGUCUACUCACAGAGGUGGCCAUGAUGGGCCCAAUAAAUUAAUCCACACAGGAGGGGUCUUUCAUAGUGAUGGACGAAUUUGGGCCGGGAAACAGUGCCGGCGUCUGUUUUUUGACACCAGCAUCCAUUUUUUGACACCAGCGCACAUUCGGUGAUGAAAAUGCGCUGGCGUCCAAAAAAAACAGAUGCCAGCGUCCAUUUUUUUGGACGCUCGUGAAUUUUCGCGAAUCGCUGGAAUUCGCCGCAAAUUUGCGUUUACCGAAUAAAUUUUCAUGCCCACUUACUAAUAUGGAAGUAAGGGAUCCCAAUCAAACAGGCAGGCAUUUGCUCUCAUUAUUGGAACUGCAUUAAACCAACCAACGCUCAUCUCUAAUUGGCUGCUGUGUGUAAAACUAAGGCUAAUUACAUAACUGUUGUAGGUAGUGAUGGUCGAAUUUAUUCGCCAGGCAUGGAUUUGCGGGAAAUUUCCGCAUUUCGCCAUCUGCAAAUAGUUUGCGAAACUGCUAUGAAAAUUUGCUGGCUAAAAAAGUCGAUCAUAUGAAAAUUGUCGUGCGUCAAAAUUAUUUUGACGCCCAUUUACUUUACUGCAUUUGGACAAAAAAGUCGCACAUGUAAAAAUUUGUUGUUUUGCGAAUUUUUUGCCGAUGAUACGCCCGUCACUAUUUAUAGGUUAUGAAAUGAGUACCAGUGACUGCUAUGGAUAGAGGCGCCAUGCUGGAAGCUGCAUUUAUCAUACUAUUGCACCCUUAUUUUUAUUUCUUGUGGUGCUAAUACACAUAUUAUUGUUUCAAGUAUUUGGAAAAAAAUAUAAGCACAAUAGUCAUAUCUAAUAGAUUCCAGUGGAUUCUAAUGGAUACAGUGGCGACCAAUCAGUACAGUGAAUGUCCAACUAUAGCCCACCCAUUUUAUUAAUUACAGUUUCCAACUUGCUGAAUUAACAGCUGCUAACAGUAACAGCUGAAGGACAAAGGUUUUGCUACUGUUUCUUAUAAUAGAUAAAUGUGUCAUAAUUCCCAAGGAUUUCUGUUACCAGCCAGUAUGUUUAUUUAUAUCAGUGGUGCUACAAUGAGCUAAUAUGAUGCUGUCAAUGGCCCGCAGUGUUGUAUACUGAUAUGAAUAAUUUUGUUGUUACAUCUUUAGAUUCUGCCAGAAUUAUAUGUAUGUGUAUUGUAUAAGGAUGUCAGUUUAAUUAUACAUAUCCAUUGUGCAGCCUGUUUCCCAGUUUAGCAACACACAGCUUCUAAUUCAAUCCUAGGUGCCCCAUGAUUUAGUCCAAACGAUACCUACCACAUAAGCCAGUGGUUUUAAAUAAAUAUUUAUUACAACCGUUAA